Anastrepha ludens (Mexican fruit fly) is the source of this 1522-nucleotide messenger RNA. RefSeq names its product alpha-tubulin N-acetyltransferase 1-like. NCBI's taxonomy places the organism in Eukaryota, Metazoa, Arthropoda, Insecta, Diptera, Tephritidae. Bases 290 to 940 code for a protein of 216 amino acids. Gene Ontology annotation, biological process: alpha-tubulin acetylation. The transcript has a single exon. Gene Ontology annotation, molecular function: tubulin N-acetyltransferase activity. Gene Ontology annotation, cellular component: microtubule. The record is from RefSeq and is a predicted model, not a curated record.
ACAAUAAUAAGUUACAUAAAUUACCUAUGUUCAUACAAAUAUUUGUGUCUAAAUAAUCGUAACUUUGUUAUACGCAUCUGGGAAACUAUUACAUUUUUACAUGAAUAAAAAUAGCAACUGUAUUGCUUGAAAAAUCAAAAUUAAAAUUCGAAAAAUUGUAGAUCGUAGAUUGAGAGCGGAAAAUUUUAAAUUAGUUGGCAUUUGGUGGCUACGUGCAUUGUGCAAAUGUUUGUGCCAUUAGAAAACUUGGCCACAAUAUAGAAUUUCAAAGCAAAUCCAAACAGUAAUAAUGGCGGCAUUCCAAUUCGACAUACGGAAUCUCUUCGCGCAGCCGAUUGUGAAAGUGAACUCAACCCUAUUGCCGCAUACAUUCCGCGGCGAUAAACGACAAGCUAUGGAGGCCACUGCCAAGAUGUCAGCCAUCAUCGAUCAUUUGGGACAACUCUCGGCUAAAGCGCAGAAACUGACUAAACCCAUCACAACUGCACAAAAGCUCCGCAUGUCCGACAAUCAAGUCGUCUAUUUAAUGGCCGAUGUGGGCGAACACAAUGGGCAUGGCGAUGAGGUCAUCGGUUUGCUUAAGAUCGGCACUAAAGAUUUGUAUUUAUUCGAUGAACUGGGUCAAACUCGGAAAGUGGACAAGGCGCCCUGCAUACUGGAUUUUUAUAUACACGAUGCGCGACAGCGCACAGGUUUGGGCAAAGAACUAUUCCAAACUAUGUUACGCGAAGAAAAGUGGGUGCCCGUCAAAUGUUCGGUGGACCGGCCAUCAGAAAAACUGCUGGGUUUUCUAAAGAAACACUACGGCUUGGAACGCAUUAUACCACAGGCCAAUCACUUUGUGCUCUAUGAUGGCUUCUUCGAGCACGAGAAAGGCAAUGGAAAACCAAAUGAAAUGGCAAGGUCACACAAAAUGCUCAUGGCCAAUAGAUAUCUAUGAAGUUGGCUGAAAGUGUUUGUGUGAAAUGCGUAGGUGAAAUCGAAAAGCAAAAUUGAAAAAAAAUCGCUUCUGUGCGACGGACAUAAAAAAACUAACUAACCAAUCGUAUACAAUCUACAUAUAUUUAGAGUAAAAUUUUUCACAAUGCUGGCUAUUGUAAGAUUUUGUACAACAAAUUUUGAAGAGAACCAAUAACGAAGUGAUCUGCAAAAUGAAACAAAUGUGAAUAGAAGAAUUGAUUUUUGAUGAGGCUCGAAGUGUAAAUGCAUGCACACAUACAUACAUACAUACAUCUCCCAUUUUUUGAUCUUUUAGCACUUGUGUAUAUUUAUAUGUAGAUUUAGUCAAUAUUUAAAAUUGUGCGAACACCUGAUAUGUAUGUGUGCGUGUAUGUGUGCUUGUAUGUCCAUACGUAUUUAACUAGCCACAUACAUGCGAAUAUGUACAAACAAUAAUUAAAAAACAAUGUGAGAGUUUACAGCGUCUGUGCUUUCUUUUUCUAUAAAAGACUCUUUGUUUUGUUAGUCGUUUGACUGAAUUCGAGCGAAAAAGUUCAAUAAAAAAUGUUCUAUUCCAACUUUC